AUGGCAAAUAGUAGAUCUUGGACUCAGAUAUGGCCAUCUUUUGUCAGGCUAUGUGUUCUGAUUUUUAUCUUGCAUUUCAACACAGCAUUGGCUGAUGACAGUGGAAGUGGUGGUGUUGCAGCCUGCAAGAACACAAAUUAUCAAAGUUUCCUCCCUCCACCGUACCAGAAUAUAUCCCACAUGAUAUGCUCACCUGUAUGGCAUACAUUUGAAUUGAGGUACAUCAAGAAUGGUGAUACCACAACUAUCAUACUAUCUGCUCCCUACACUAUAGGGUGGAUAGGAAUUGGAUUUUCUAAAGAUGGUAUGAUGGUUGGUUCCAGUGCAAUGGUGGGAUGGAUUAGUAAACAUGGUCAUGCAAAAAUCAAGCAAUUUUACUUACAGGGUAGGAGGCCAUCAGAAGUCAUAAUAGACAAAGGAGAACUCCCCCUCAAUAAUGUCCCUGCGGCUGUGGCAAUUAAUGGGGCUGAAAUUCAUUUGGCAUUUCAGUUGCAGAUGACAACCCCAUUUCAGAAACAGCCAAUUCUGUUGGCUUUUGGUAGUAAAUAUCCACAGAACCACCAUCUCUCCAAGCAUCAAGACAAAACAACCAUUGUUUUUGAUUUUUCUGCAGGUUCUACGGGUCCUGUAUCCCAUGAAUUGAUUCAGAUGAGGACGAAACAUGGAAUUUUGGGCAUAAUAGGGUGGGGUCUAAUCCUUCCUGUAGGGGCAAUUAUUGCUAGAUAUUUCAGGCACAAGGAUCCCUUAUGGUUCUACCUCCAUGCAAUAAUUCAGUUUGUGGGAUUUACAUUUGGGCUUACUACAGUCGUUCUUGGAUUACAACUCUAUUCCAAAAUGCAUGCCCAUAUACAAGCUCACAGAGGCAUAGGUAUCUUUGUCCUCGUACUGACUAUUCUUCAGAUAUUUGCAUUAAUCUUGAGACCAAACAAGGAUUCCAAGAUCCGAAAAAUGUGGAAUUGUUACCACAGCUGGUUUGGAAGGUUGGCACUCAUAUUUGCAGCCAUUAACAUAGUUUUGGGGAUGAAAGCUGCCGGGGCAGGAAGUGAUUGGAAAAUAGGCUAUGGGUUCCUUUUUGGUAUAGUGGUUGCUGCAGCUAUUGUUCUUGAAGCAUUGGCUUAUCUGAAAAGAUCAGAGAUGCGUUCUCUACCUCCUAACUUCCAAAUAGACCCUGUUGGAGGAGCUACAUUUCCAAGUAAUCAAGCCCUUUCUUUUCUUCUUCUUCCCUCGUUUUAUGUAAUCUCUCUCUAG
This is a messenger RNA of Sphenostylis stenocarpa, 1248 nucleotides long. The record is from the annotation of a GenBank genome assembly. Lineage: Eukaryota; Viridiplantae; Streptophyta; Magnoliopsida; Fabales; Fabaceae.